UCCGGAUGAGAUUGAUUUGGCAGUUUAUUUAUUUCAUAAAUAAUAAAAAAGCUUAAACAAAAGAGUUCAAACAAAGUCAGAAUCAACCUGCUGAGGGAAGGAAAAAAACAUUUAAAAAGUCGUGUGAAAGUCAUUGUGAACAAUAAUUCCGCUCACGGGAGAAACACCCGUUAAUUGGCGUCUUUUCCCCCCAAUAAGAAAGUUUUCCGAACUCUCCGCAGAGCCCCGCACACACGCUCGGUCUCCACAGCCGAGGCUCCCACCGCCGGCACCGCCCGCGCCUCCCUCUGAUUGGCCCGCUCCCAUCGGCGGACGGCCCACCUGUCUCAUCUGCCGCGCACCCAUUGGCUGCCGCCGCCGUCGCUCCGCCGCGCGCCUCUCUAUAAAGUCUCCUGCGCCCGCUGCAUCUUUUUUGUAAUCCAACCUGAGAUGAGCCCGGAGCAGCAGCGCGGUGCGCCUGUCGCAGCUCACCGAUCCCACACAUUGUAGCCAAAAACUAUGAUUUCAAAUUCCUCAAUGCCUUUUCACUGCUGGAUUUAUCCCUAUCUCCGAUUAUAUCUAGAGUAGUAUUUUGUGUGUUCGUGUGUGUUUUAUUUAUUCUUUUUUGUUGUUGUAGUUUGAGGCGAGCAUGUGCGUAAUUUUGCGAGGAUUGUCGAGGUGCCACCAGGAGUGAGUGAGGCAAUAUGCGCCGCUGGGAUAUGAUUUUCAAUCGAAAGGCUUAUGGAAUAUAGCCCGGUGUGUCACAGCCUGUAUGCCCUCUGGUCCAGCCCCGUGAAGAAGAAACUAAUACUGCUCAGCAUCAUGUUUUUCAUCUGGGUCUACAUGCUGUACUCCUGCGUGGGCUACUGCUCCGCCAUGCCCAGUCUGGUGGUGGACCGUUACCGGGGCAAGGAGACCGGCGCGGCGGUGGGCUGGAGGACAGAGAGCGGCAGGACGGACCUGGUGUCCCGACUGCUGGCCCAACCGCAGCCGUGGGAGGAUAUUGAGAGCGACUACGAGGAGCCGUCCAUCAGGACCGCGGCGUCCCGAGACCUGCUCGAUAACGACUGGGACGAGAUGCGCGGCGGCGAGCAGCAGAGAGCCGCGGAGCCCAGCGCCAUGUCCAGCUUCUCCAACGGCUCCGGGAGCAAGAAGCUGCCGCAGGCGAUCAUCAUCGGGGUGAAGAAAGGAGGGACCCGGGCUCUGCUGGAGUUCCUCCGGGUGCACCCAGACAUCAGAGCCGUGGGAGCGGAGCCGCACUUCUUCGACCGCAACUACGAGAACGGACUGGAGUGGUACAGGGAGCUGAUGCCCAAGACUCUGGAGGGCCAGAUCACCAUGGAGAAAACCCCCAGCUACUUUGUGACCAGAGAGGCUCCGGCCAGGAUCGCCGCCAUGUCCCGGGACACCAAGCUGAUCGUGGUCGUGAGGGACCCCGUCACCAGGGCCAUCUCGGACUACACGCAGACGCUGUCCAAGAAGCCCGACAUUCCCUCUUUCGAGAGCCUCACCUUCAAAAACAGGACUACGGGGCUCAUCGACACCUCGUGGAGCGCCAUCCAGAUCGGCAUCUACGCCAAGCACCUGGACAACUGGCUGCAGUACUUCCCCAUGGAGAAGAUCCUGUUCGUGAGCGGCGAGCGGCUGAUCAGCGACCCGGCCGGAGAGCUGGGCCGCGUGCAGGACUUCCUGGGGCUCAAGAGGAUCAUCACAGACAAACACUUUUACUUCAACCAGACCAAGGGUUUCCCGUGCCUCAAGAAGGCCGAGGGCAGCAGCAAGCCCCACUGCCUGGGCAAAACCAAAGGUCGGACCCACCCCAACAUUGACCCCGAGGUGGUGCAGAGGCUACGGGACUUCUACCGGCCCUUCAACAUGAAGUUCUACCAGAUGACGGGGCAUAACUUUGGUUGGGAUUGAUGUGAAAAUCAUGAAAGACAAUUUCUUUUGUCAAUUUGUCGACAAGUUAUUAUUUUUCCUUCUGUAAUUCAAUGGCAAGACGCUGAGAUAUUGCUAUAUAUAUGUAAAAUGUACAGAAAUCUAUUUUAUAAUAAUUUAUUUUUAUUUCUAAGCAAUUAAUUCACUAAGCUGCCUAACCAUAUUUGUACAUAACAUCUGGCCCACAUGUUGUUUUUAACAUUAGUCAUUCUAAUCUUGAAUUCUCUCGCCUCCCUCGUGGUCCCGUAAACGCAACGUUUUCAUCGGUGCUUCGUAAUGCGGAUAAUCAGCGAUGACUGAAGUAGAAAUUAGGGGUGGAAUAUGUGAAAGCACCAUAUCACGGGUACAGAGUGCUCACAGAGAACGCCGAUCACCGUGCAUCCUCAUUUAGACACGCGUCAUAGCGCCGCCCCUUUUCAAACCCCCUCAUUGCGAGUGUGAUUCUUCUUCAACAGACCUUCCAGUUACGCUUUCCGCAAUCCAAUUUUCCUGCACUGGCAUCGGCCUUAGAUGCAUAUCUCAUCUCCCUUUCCACUCAAUAACAGUUAGAUCAAUAGGCCUAAUUGAUCCUCAUUGUGUCACUCAUGCUUAAAGUAUACAGCUGCCCUUUCAUUCUCAGUGCUCCUGCUGCCGCUUCUAAUGAAUGACCCAUCCAUCAAACGGUGAAUCCGAUCCCGGACCACAUAAGGGCCCAUGUUAACAUUAUGCUAAUCGGGUAAAGGUAACUGGCAGAUCGAUCCGGCCCGCGCGCUCUAACUCCCCCCCAUUAGACGUCGUGUUGGCUGGGAGCCAGGCUCUCGCCCUAUCCGCUCGGCUCAAAGGUCACACAAAGUCUCAAUCAAAUUUCCUUGAGAGGCAUUUGAUUUGUAGAGCCGAGCCGGAGCGCCGAGGGUCAUGGGAAGGGUGCGUGCCUUGUGUUGAGAGAACAAAAAAAGAAAGAAAAAAAAUCUUUGCGUGAGGCAUCGGCGGCUUAUCUGUCAAGGAAUGGAGCGUAAAGAUGACAACAACUUGGCUUCGCCUCGCUGAAACCGCGCUUCUUCAAACAGAAGUCCACCAGGCCCCGUCUCAGAUCCCAGACUAAAGAGAUCAAAGGAAGAGGAAAGGUUUUUGUGAAGAAUUGCCUCGGGCGGGGUGGGGGUGGGGGGUUCAGUGUCUAACCUCUCUAGUGUUGUAAGAAAUACUCAUGUGCCAUCGUCCAUGGCCUAUAUACUUUAUGCCUUCUUCACUCACCCUCACACCUCUCACAAUCUCAACUUGUUGCCAAAAACCCCACCCCCCGCCCCCCCAACCUUCGGGUUGAUUUCACGUUUCUCACAGCUUGAGUUGCUAUGGCUGCCCCCCACCCCCCCCACCAAACACCCCGCAUCGCCUCUUUGUUUUUGUCUUUCUACUUGAAUUCUUGAUAUGCAAGACGGAGAAAACACGUAGUUAUCAUUCUUUCGUGUGCUGCCCCGACUCUUUGCAGCGAGUGGCGCAGGGAGGUGGCCGCGCUACACCACGCCGUGCUAUGGUACGCUGUGCUAUGCAUGCUCAAUAUGGUGGUCAUUAUGAAAAUGCACUGAUCAUUAGAAGGGAUUAUUCGCAUCCAGAGGAGGGCUCCAUGUGUUGAAGCAGGGCCCAGACUGAAUGUACACCGCCUGUCCUCACACUAAAAGACCCUCAAGUCAAAGUCAAAGGUCAGAUUGUUCAGCUCAGCUUUUAGUUCAAAAGAUAUAUUUGAUUGUCUCGCUUUCUUUUGCCGUGCCUCUUUAACUAUUCAGUACAACACAGUUUAGCCUGCUCCUGUCAUCAAGACGGAUUGAACCCAAUUCAGCUAUUUCUCUUAUUUUCCAGUUGAAACCAGCUGCCUGGUUCAGCCUCAACCCCCAAUGUUUGGUAGCGGGGGAGAUGGAGGCUCGCUGUCGUGCCAUCCUUUACUUUCACUCCGCCCGAGCCACUCCGAGUGAGAAAUCUUGUAGAGAAAGCCUUCAUCCCCCCUUCUCUUCUUCGUGCAAUGUUUGAUUAUUAAAAGGAAAAAAAGCAUUCAUAAUGACCUCUCUUAGCGAGCUGUCACACUCUGGAGGGAACUUCUGACAUUUCCCUGUAAUUGAUGGAGAACUGCAUUUGAAUUCUGGUCAAGUUCAUGUAAUUGAGGGGAUUAUAUGGAGAAAAAAAAGAAAAAAAACCUACUUGCACUCAUGGGUUCACCCCGUGUUGCUGCAUCGGUUAUGGUUGAGUUUUAUUCAACCAGUUUUGAGAUCAAAAAAUGUUACAAAUGUUUGUCUUACCCACAUAUAAUAUGUAUUUAGACUCGCAGAUCUGUAUGUACAAAAAUGAAACGACGUGUAAAUCAAGUAUGUUGUGGUAUGUACAUCAAAGGAAUUAAUUUUACACAAUGCAAAAGCAAAAUGGAACAGAUGUUUCUAGAUGAUUAAAUACUGAACAUUCAAAAUAUUUCUUUGUAUGAAGAAAUAAAUAAAAAAGUAUAUAUUUUACCAAAUCC
This is a messenger RNA of Pseudoliparis swirei, 4399 nucleotides long. RefSeq names its product heparan sulfate (glucosamine) 3-O-sulfotransferase 3B1b (gene hs3st3b1b). Bases 721 to 1899 code for a protein of 392 amino acids. NCBI's taxonomy places the organism in Eukaryota, Metazoa, Chordata, Actinopteri, Perciformes, Liparidae. The transcript has 2 exons. The record is from RefSeq and is a predicted model, not a curated record. Gene Ontology annotation, molecular function: [heparan sulfate]-glucosamine 3-sulfotransferase activity.